AUGGCAACGGAUGCCACAGUCGACGACAGCCGACGUGGCGACAUGAGAUUCUACGAGGACGGGGAUUUCAUCGUCGGCGGUCUCAUACCGAUCACAUACAAAACAGUUGUCGGCGGUCGGUCGGUGCCGUGCGGCGGCAUUGCACUGUCGUCAGCGCUGCAGGUAGAAGCGUUCCGAUACGCAAUCGAACGUAUCAAUAACGACAGUUCGAUCCUACCAGAGCACACGCUUGGCUGGGACAUCCGGGACACGUGCAGUAGUCUGACGGUGGCUGCGGCGCAUGCGAUGAACGUUGCCCAUAUUUGGCAUUCGGCCGCCGGACGCGGAUGCAGCGCCACGCGUCCGGAUGUCCCGGAUUCCGGAUUCCAGAAUGUUCCGGAUUCCGGAUACUCGGCGUGCGCGCCGAGGCCGGUUUCGGCCGUCGUCGGACCGAAGACGAGCGAUCAGAGUCUCGCAGUGGCGUCGAUAUUCGCGCCGUAUGAGAUAGCGAUGGUGUCGUACGGGGCAGAGACAAAGGUCCUGAGCGAAUACCCGCUAGCAUUCCGCACUGUCACAUCUCAUGUAAUGCAAGCGCAUGCCAUCAUGGAUCUAAUGAAGAGAUUUGAAUGGAAGUAUAUUGCUGCUAUUGCCAUGGAUGACAUGUACGGUCGUGAAGGUAUUCAGGAAGCUAGAAGAGUUUUGGCUGCUAUGGGAUCAGUUAUGCCUGGCGAUGGAGGAAUACUACAAAGCCAGGAGAGAUCCUGGCUCACAGAUGACGAGAAAGCUGAUCAGUCACAGUAA
Molecule: messenger RNA, 780 nt
Organism: Priapulus caudatus
Lineage: Eukaryota; Metazoa; Priapulida; Priapulimorpha; Priapulimorphida; Priapulidae
Product: taste receptor type 1 member 3-like
Exons: 3
Coding region: 1-780 (259 amino acids)
Biological process (GO): regulation of synaptic transmission, glutamatergic; G protein-coupled glutamate receptor signaling pathway
Cellular component (GO): membrane
Molecular function (GO): adenylate cyclase inhibiting G protein-coupled glutamate receptor activity
Source: RefSeq, a predicted model, not a curated record